GCUGGUUUGUCUACAGUGUGUUCAUGGACACCCUACCAAACUAAAGCCAGAAUAUCGCAACUUUAGACAAUUUCGGUCAAGAUAGCAAAAAAUGGAUAAUAGAAAUAGUCAAGGGGAGAAAAAACCAGAAAGCAGUUACUCCGAGGGCGGAAUUCGCGAACUUUUGGACCGUUUAGCACUUCGUUCUUUAGUAGAAGAAGAGACUGAAACUCCAGCUAAGACGUAUGAUGAUUUUAAGUUUUGGAAGACUCAACCUGUUCCCAAAUUUGAUGAUGAAUGCGAAGCUGAAGGCCCUAUUGACCCAAAUACGGACAUUAAUAUGGUUCCAAAGGAGCCCUAUCGCUUAUUGAAAGAGUUUGAAUGGACAACUAUGAAUUUGGAAGAUGACAACGAGUUGCGCGAGGUUUAUGAACUUUUAACGGAAAACUACGUGGAAGACUCUUCGGCGAUGUUACGAUUUGCUUAUUCUGCAGAGUUCUUGAGGUGGGCUUUAAUGUCACCAGGCUAUGUCAAAGAUUGGCACGUUGGUGUUCGAGUUAAAGCUUCAAACAAGUUAGUUGCAUUCAUCUCUGCAGUGCCUUUAGUGAUCCGCGUGCGUGACAAACUCUUUGAGAAGUGCGCUGAAGUCAACUUUUUGUGUAUUCACAAAAAGCUGCGUAGUAAACGUCUUACGCCUCUAUUGAUUAAAGAAGUUACCCGUAGAUGCCAUCUCACUGAUGUUUGGCAAGCUGUUUAUACUGCCGGUAUCUUAAUUCCCAGUCCAGUUAGUGUGUGCCGUUACAUGCACCGCAGCUUGAACUGGAAGAAGUUGUAUGAGAUUGGCUUCGCUCCUCUUCCAUUUGGAAGCUCGCCUACAAAGGAAAUGGCUAAAUAUCAUUUACCCUCUGAAACAGCUACUCCUGGAUUGCGUCCUAUGGAAAAGCGUGAUGUUACCCAAGUUCAAUCUUUAUUGUCUCGCUAUUUAGAAAGGUUUGAAUUGGCUCACUACUUUAAUGAAACCGAAGUACAACACUGGUUCCUCGGCAAUGACGAAGUUUCUAAAGGUCCUGUCAUUUGGAGUUAUGUUGUGGAAGAUCCUAAAACAAAAAGGAUUACCGACUUUUUUUCCUUUUAUUCGCUUCCUUCUAGCGUGCUUGGAAAUCCAAAGUAUAGUGAUAUUAAAGCAGCUUACUUAUAUUACUAUGCUUCUGAUUCUUAUCCUAAAGACACUUCCAAGGCUUCUUCGGACAAGUUUGUUGAAAGAUGCAAGCUUUUGAUCAAAGAUUCCCUAAUCCUUGCUAAUCGCCUUCGUUUUGAUGUGUUCAACGCCGUGACCGUUUUGGAUAAUAACUUGUUUUUGAAAGACCUUCGAUUCGGUGAAGGUGAUGGUUACCUAAAUUAUUAUAUCUACAACUAUCGCUGUCCCAAGGUACCUGGUGGAAUUGACUCUGAGAAAAAUAUCGACAAGUCAAGACCAAGCGGUAUGGGUUUUGUCAUGAUUUAACAUUUAGACAUUAGGUAUAUAAUCUUCUGACAUUGAUUAUGAAGAUACUUUACUCAUUGAUUGAUCCGAAUUUUGAAUCCAGUUACAUAUGCAUGAAAAACCAUAAAAGCCAUAGAGGCCGAUUAUUAUAUUCAAUAAGUACACUACAAUGUAAACUAUAGAUAUCUCUAACAUUAC
Messenger RNA from Schizosaccharomyces cryophilus OY26, 1660 nucleotides. Its product is annotated as N-myristoyltransferase 1. The transcript has 4 exons. Lineage: Eukaryota; Fungi; Ascomycota; Schizosaccharomycetes; Schizosaccharomycetales; Schizosaccharomycetaceae. The coding region runs from base 92 to 1483 and encodes 463 amino acids. Gene Ontology annotation, biological process: N-terminal peptidyl-glycine N-myristoylation. Gene Ontology annotation, molecular function: glycylpeptide N-tetradecanoyltransferase activity. Gene Ontology annotation, cellular component: cytoplasm. The record is from RefSeq and is a predicted model, not a curated record.